Molecule: messenger RNA, 653 nt
Organism: Cyprinodon variegatus (sheepshead minnow)
Lineage: Eukaryota; Metazoa; Chordata; Actinopteri; Cyprinodontiformes; Cyprinodontidae
Gene: s100t
Product: protein S100-A1-like
Exons: 3
Coding region: 16-516 (166 amino acids)
Molecular function (GO): transition metal ion binding; calcium ion binding
Source: RefSeq, a predicted model, not a curated record
CCUAACAGGUGACCCAUGAGUAAACAGAGAAGAGGACAGGAUGGGGAAACAGGUGAAAGGAGGGAGAGAGGUGGUUUGGGUGGAGUAAAGGGGCUGUAUUUAAGGCACCGUCGUCCAGAGCCUUCCUGUCUGCUGCCAUCGCCUCCUCUAUCCACACUUCACCGUCAAACCAGCGCUUCCUCUCCACACAGAAUGUCUUUGCCCAACUCAGAGAAUGCCUCCACCCUGGAGAACGCUAUGCAGCUGAUGAUCCAAACCUUUCACAAAUACUCUGGAAAUGAAGGAGACAAAUACACGCUGAGCAGGGCUGAACUCAAGGAGUUGCUCACCACAGAGCUCGGCACCUACCUGGGGAAUGCCCAGGACAAAGAGGCUGUUGAUAAGGUCAUGAAAGACCUGGAUUCAAACAAUGAUGGAGAAGUGGAUUUCACUGAGUUUGUCAUCUUAGUUGGAGCUCUGACCGUAGCCUGUAAUGACUUCUUCCUGGAGUUCAACGAUAAGCCAGAGAAGAAGUGAGCACCUACUCUGCUCAUAGAAAUACACUAUUACAAAUCCAAAAUCUCAGUAAGGAAAAAGUAACAGAUAUCCUGUAAUAAGACAAAAACAUGCAAAAUACAUGACCUGUAAUAGUCACGUCUAUUAUUUCUGUCACU